GCGCACCGGCCCGCAUGCCCGCCGCCGCCGCGGCGCUGGGGCACGGACCGGAAGUGUGCGCGGCCGAGGGGACUUCGCGGCGGACGGAGCUCCCGGCUGAGGUUGCGUGAAGGCUCCGCUUCCGGCGGCGGCCUGCUGCGACUAAGGUGGUCUGCGCUGUCACCCAAGGGCUCUGUCCGCGCUCCACGGCGUCCGGCCACGGCCUUUCGCUGAGCUGGCCCGGCGGCUGAGAUCCCUGCGCGUGCAAGCCGAGGCCCCGCGGUCAUGAACGGCAAAGAAGGACCAGGAGGGUUCAGGAAGAGGAAGCAUGACAACUUCCCACAUAACCAAAGGAGAGAAGGGAAGGAGGCCAGCUUGUCUUCACCAGUGAUGCUCGCCUUCAAAUCAUUUCAGCAGGAGCUGGAUGCGAGGCACGACAAAUAUGAAAGACUUGUGAAACUAAGCCGGGAUAUUACUGUUGAAAGCAAGAGGACAAUUUUUCUUCUCCAUAGGAUUACAAGUGCUCCUGAUAUGGAGGAAAUACUGACUGAAUCAGAAAGUAAGCUGGAUGGUGUCAGACAGAAAAUACUACAGGUAGCCCAAGAGCUCUCGGGAGAAGACAUGCACCAGUUCCAUCGAGCUGUCACCACAGGACUGCAGGAAUAUGUGGAGGCUGUCUCUUUUCAACACUUCAUCAAAACUCGUUCCCUCAUCAGUAUGGAUGAGAUUAACAAGCAGCUGACAUUUACAACAGAAGACAGUGGGAAAGAGAGCAAGACGCCUCCCUCAGACGGACCAGAUAAGCAGCUGGUUACAUGGAGACUGAAGAUCACACCUGUUGACUACCUGCUGGGAGUGGCCGACCUAACUGGAGAGUUGAUGCGGAUGUGUAUCAACAGCGUGGGGAAUGGGGACAUUGACACCCCCUUUGAAGUGAGCCAGUUUUUACGCCAGGUUUACGAUGGGUUCUCGUUCAUUGGCAACACUGGGCCCUACGAGGUCUCUAAGAAGCUGUACACCUUGAAACAGAGCCUGGCCAAAGUGGAGAAUGCUUGCUAUGCCCUGAAAGUCCGGGGCUCCGAGAUUCCUAAGCACAUGCUGGCAGAUGUGUUUUCAGUUAAAGCAGAGAUGAUUGAUCAGGAAGAGAGCAUUUCUUAAGCUGCCCCACUCUGUUCUCUAAGGAGGUCCCUGGAGACCAGUUGGUGGGACUGUUCUGAGUGUGCAUUUGACUUAAUCGUGACUUCUGUAGGUGUUUCCAGUUGUACUAGUUUGAAGUUGUAUACAUCUGUAUAUAAGUUUGUCCACAGGGACGUUUCUUACACUCACGCACAUUUGCGUACAGUGUUUGUAUGUGUGCUUGCUCUACUGUGUGAACAUGCUUCCGAUUGCACUUUCUGCCACACCUACUUUAGUUCACUUUGAACUUGGAGUGACAUUUUGGGUGGAAGGAAGUCUCUUAAGUGGGUGAUUCUGGAUAUGGAGAAACAGCGUAGUGAGCCUUCUGGAGCGAGCUUCCUGCUUAAGUUCCUCAACAGCAUCCUGGCAAGCCUCGAAAGUGGGCUAAUACUCAAGACAACCAUUUAAAUACGUAAUCUAGCAAUGUUUCUUUAAGUGCAAGUUUUGGUGGUAUUAUAAUGAGAAUUCACUUAAAAUUUUGGCCAUUUUGAAUUCAUAUGAAGCAGCUUUCCUGUAGAAUUGAUGGGUAUCUGGAUGUUCAUUUCUCCACUUCAUCUUUUCCCUUCUCACACAUGUGGGAAGGAGCUGAUACUGGUCUUCACUGGUGAUGCUGAGUAACUAAGUCCACACUCGUGUGUAGGCUGUGAGCAGCCAGGCCCCUUGUCUUGUCUUAGGUGUGGUCCGCUUUCCUAUCCCAGGUGUCCUGGGACCCACAGAGGAGCAGCCACAGUGCUUGGAGUGCGGACAACCCAGUCCCUUACACUUGUCCCUCAGUGUUAGCUAGUGAUGUUGCCAAAGAAAACGAAUUGUGUAUAAUUCAGCAAUAAGGCAAUUGCCAACACAGGCGGCAGCGUUGGCGUGAGCUCGCCUCCCCGGUCAGUCAGUCAUCUGUGGUGAGCGCCUUGGCUUGAGCGUGGCCUGCAGCUGGCACCACCACUUGCUUUCAACUAGCUCUGUGAGUUUUCACAGCUUAGAUACUGGGUUUUAUUUUUGGAAAGAAUAUCUAUUUGUAAGGCUGGUUCUUUGAAAGUGUAAUUUCCCAAAAAUUAUCACCAAAAGGAAAAUAAGAUGUGUACAUGCCUGAUAAGUUAGAUGUGUUUGUCCUGGUGAUGGUGAGGCGUUGCCUCCCUGUAGUGAGAGAGACUGUUGACUGUAGUCAGUCCUGUUACCCGCUCUGUCGGUUUGUGUUUUCAGCUACUUCAAGUGGAAUUUAUAAUGUUAAAAUAAUUGAAGACUGUUUUACAGAAAUUUAAAGCAAAUUUUAAAUAAAAUAUUAAACUACAGAA
Molecule: messenger RNA, 2441 nt
Organism: Apodemus sylvaticus (European woodmouse)
Lineage: Eukaryota; Metazoa; Chordata; Mammalia; Rodentia; Muridae
Gene: Tsnax
Product: translin associated factor X
Exons: 6
Coding region: 265-1137 (290 amino acids)
Cellular component (GO): cytoplasm; nucleus
Molecular function (GO): RNA binding; RNA endonuclease activity; sequence-specific DNA binding
Source: RefSeq, a predicted model, not a curated record